ACCUGCUUGGGUUUUUCUCCAUCCCACGCUAGCUCACGCAUCAGAAUCCAUCACAUCCCAGUUUGGGUUGUAAAGAAGGUGAGAGAGAGAGAGAGAGAGAGAGAGAAGGGAUCAGAUGGGGAGAGCUCCUUGUUGUGACAAGGCAAACGUGAAGAAAGGGCCAUGGUCUGCCGAGGAGGAUGCCAAGCUCAAGGCUUACAUGGAAGAGCAUGGAACUGGAGGAAACUGGAUUGCACUGCCUCAAAAGAUCGGUUUGAAGAGGUGUGGCAAAAGCUGCAGGCUGAGAUGGCUAAAUUAUUUAAGGCCAGACAUCAAGCAUGGUGGCUUCACAGAAGAGGAAGAUCAAAUCAUUUGUAGCCUCUAUAUAAGCAUAGGGAGCAGGUGGUCAAUAAUUGCCGCCCAGCUACCCGGCAGAACGGACAAUGAUAUCAAGAAUUACUGGAACACCAGGCUCAAGAAGAAGCUACUUGGCAAGCGAAGAGACCAGCCGCGCCGUCUCCACCCUAACCGAUCAGAUGAGGAAGUCAAUAGAAUAGGGGUGAAGAAUGAAAACCAAACCCUAAGCGCAUCGGCUCUUGAGAGAAUGCAACUCCAUAUGCAGCUUCAAGGCCCCUACAACCCUAAUAUCAACCCCUUCUCGUUCUACAACAGCCCCAUGCUAUGGCCCAAGCACCAUCCGGUACUCGGAGAUGCAAGGGUUUCCCAGAUUCAAGCUUUAUCAACUAAUCAUUUCAAUGUUGUUGCAAACCCAAUUCUACGAGGUUCAACUAUAAUAGAUGAUGCUGCGCUAACAGAGUCCAUGAAUGCAAAUAUGAUACAAGAAGAUUUGAUAGGGUUUCCUUCGUCUUCGAGCAUGGAGACCUCGAGCUCGAACUUUGAUUCCAUUACUCAAGGAGGUAUUCAAGUAGAUCUCCAAAACUUGGUCUUCAACAACUACGAUCCAUCUCUUUUAGGGAAUCAACUACUGGCAAAUGAUCAUCUUGAGGAGUUGGAGAGUUGCAAACAAAUAUAUGGAAGUGAAAGGGAGUUCGCUUCCAAUAAUUUUUGGCUUGCUUGCAAUGGAUUAACUAUCGACGAAUCAACAAUGGGAUAUCCUUCAGAUUCAGCAGCAAUGGGAACGACUCAACUUGAUUGUGUUCCACGGUAUGAAGAUUUAUAGGGAUUUAUAGCUCAAUAUUGAUUAUAUAGUUAUAAUACGAAGAAAUAGAGAUUAUAAAAUGGAUGUGGAUGUUGUUGAGAUUUUUACGUUUAAUGUAAAUGUCAUUUAUAACUUGCAUGAACAUGAUAUGGAAGAUCAGCUAAUAAAUUGUGUUACUGAUCAUGUGCUAAUCUUAGCAUGCAUGUAGAAGACUUAACACAGUUAAGACUAUUUAUUGGCUUAA
This is a messenger RNA of Zingiber officinale, 1382 nucleotides long. RefSeq names its product transcription factor MYB36-like. The transcript is spliced from 3 exons. The record is from RefSeq and is a predicted model, not a curated record. NCBI's taxonomy places the organism in Eukaryota, Viridiplantae, Streptophyta, Magnoliopsida, Zingiberales, Zingiberaceae. The coding region runs from base 116 to 1159 and encodes 347 amino acids.